Molecule: messenger RNA, 5832 nt
Organism: Gadus macrocephalus (Pacific cod)
Lineage: Eukaryota; Metazoa; Chordata; Actinopteri; Gadiformes; Gadidae
Exons: 8
Coding region: 196-2541 (781 amino acids)
Biological process (GO): regulation of transcription by RNA polymerase II
Molecular function (GO): RNA polymerase II cis-regulatory region sequence-specific DNA binding; DNA-binding transcription factor activity
Source: RefSeq, a predicted model, not a curated record
AGGGCAGAGGAAAGGUGCUAGGAAAGAUGAGGGGGCUAUGACAGAGGAGAGGGGCUAUUACAUAGGCGAGGCCUAGGACAUAGGAGAGGUGCUAGGAAAGAGAAGGGGGGGGGGGGUGCUAGGACUGUGGAAAGGUGCCCUAGGCCAGGGGUCUCAUGGGGUACCAACCACCACACAUUUUGAAGAGAAAAAUAAAUGCUUUCAAAUGAACGUGGGAUAAUGAAAAUGUCUUUCAGUAUAAUGUUCAGUGUUUCUUUGACAGCCCUUCAGAGCGCAUGGAAGACAGCUCUUCUCAUUCUGUCUGCAGGAGUGUUUGAGUUACGAAUGCUGGAUCCAACAUGCCGCCGUGUGUCUCCUACAGAACCCGAGCCUCCAGAGGUUUCUCCAUCGGCUCUCUCACUCUUGGUCCGAGACGCAACCAUGGCCGGCCGCCUAGCCUUCCAGACCCAGCUGGCCUCCAUCAUGGAGGUGCUGGCGAACGCCGCGGUGGCGGAGAUCUGUAAACUGGUGGACGACGACUACGCGGUGGUGAGCCUGCAGAUGUCUCAGUGCCAGAGAGAGAACAAGGCGCUGAAGAGGAAGCUCAACCUGAUGGAGCUCAAGAUGGCCCGCGGCUUCGCCGAGCGGAGGCUGCGGGACAGCACCGCCAGUAUCGGCCGAACCAGGGUGCACGUCGGCUCCAACGACCGCUUCAGAUCCUCUUCGGCAGCCUCUGGUGUGGUGUUUGGGGGGCAGAUGGACAUGGUUCCUUGGCCAGGCGGAGUGGUGAGAGAGACCACCACCUGCGACCUCCAGCAGGACACGUCUGCGGACGUAGAGCUGGUUGAAACAGAGUUGGUGAAGCAGGAGAAGAUGGAGGAGACAGAAGAGGAGGUGCAGCUCAUCAGAGCUGAUGGUCAGAUGGAGAGAGGACCUGGGGGAGGCCGGGUCCAGCGGAGCAGCCGCCCUCAGCAGGAGGUCCAGGCCGCCUAUCACCACAAUGAGUGUCCGGACCCCGCCCCAUCGGCCAGCACCAGAGGAGUGGAGAAGGAGGAGGAGCCUGACAUGACGCUGGUGAAGCAGGAGGCGGGGCUAGAGUCUCCAGACCACUCCAACCCCACAAUCAUCAUACAAGACGUCUCGGUCGGGCUACCAUUGGACAACACCAACAAAGCCACCAGCCAACCGGUCCAGGAACUCCAGGAAUGUUGGCAGGGCUUCUCACAGACCCCUGCUGACCCCCAGGCCAAGCCUUCAGAAGAGCCCUGCACUACUAUCCCUGUCCAUGCGGGGGCCACAGACACCAACACGCAGUCCAAGGACUCCACCUCCCAGCAGCCCCGGCGGCCCGGCAGUGAGGCUGCGGCCUCAGAGGUCUCCGUGUUGGACCUGGAGGCUUUCUUCACCCGCUGGACCCCCGACUCAGGAGCCCCGCCCACUGCUCCUCCCUCCUUCAGCACAGAAGAGCUGCUGGAGGAAGAGGAGGAGGAGGAGGAAGAGGUGGUCCUAGUAGGGGAAGACCACCAUCCCCCACGCAGGAGGAGAGGGUUCAGCCAGCGGAGCUCUAGAAUGCACACCAAUCACAGCCCUUCUCCAGGUAACUCGCUGUCUGCAUCGCCACGGUUACAGGCCCCACCCCCACAGCCCACCUGGAGCCGGGCGGCGGCCAUGAUGAGAACCACGCAGCCUCAGUCGCUGCAGCACAGGCGUCACGGCUACAGGGCCGCCCAUCGUGGUCUCCACGCCCCCCAGAACCCGCUAGCCACCACCGUUAACGCCAACGCCGGUCUGAGCGGUGUUGGCCAUCGCGCUGGAACACUGAUCCGCCGUUUGCAGAAUUUCCCCAGUUAUCCCCCAGCCGGUCACCCAGCAGGCGGCAGUGAAAGGAAGGCGCUGACCAGUGAUGGUUCGGGGCUGGGUGGUGUUAGCAUUGGGCUAGAUGGGGUCGGCAGGGGGCUUGAUAGUGUGAGCAUGGGGCUAGGUGGCGUUAGCUUAGGGCUAGGCGGGAUUGGCAUGGGCCUGGGUGGGGUUAGGGUGGGGCAAGAUAGUAUUAACAUGGGGCCUGGGAGUGUUGGCUCAAGGCUAGGCAGUGUUAACGCCGGGCUGGCCGAUGUAAGAGGGGGGCUAGGCAGUGUUAGCGGGGGGCUAGGUGGUGUUAGCGCUGGGCUAGGCGGUGUUAAUAUGGGGCUGUGUGGGGAUGGCACAGGGAUAGGGGAUGUUAGCGGGGGCCUCGACGGUAUUAGCUCCAGGCUAGGCGGGGGAAGCCGCAGGAGGAACUACGUGUGCCGGGCCUGUGGGAAGGCCUUCUCCGGGCUGUCCAACCUGGAGGCCCACCAACGGGUCCACACGGGGGAGAAGCCCUUCAGCUGCUCCACCUGCGGCAAGCGCUUCUCGGAGGCCGGCAACCUGAAGAAGCACCAGCGGGUCCACACCGGGGACAAGCCCUACAGCUGCCCCCGCUGUGGGAAGCGCUUCGCCUGGGUCUGCAGCCUCAGGACCCACCAGCAGACCGGAGCCGGCUGUGGGCUCCAGGGGGGCGGACCGGGGGGGCCGGAUCAGUGACCAGGUUCCGAGGACUAGCAGGACUUUCUGGCCUCAGUCCACGAGGGCUCUGAUGCUGAUUCGAGUCAUUUAGUCACUCCCACCCGUCAGGAUGUUUUAACCUCUGGAGAGGGGGAACCAACCAGGACCUUUACCGACGGUUACCUCUGAAAAGAGCCAGACACGCAAAUAUAACCUCAGGGACAACAGAGGCACUGCGACAUGAGUCAGACCUCAAACAUGGUCAGUACCUUCAAAGCACUUGAAGAGGGGGAUGCUUACUGUGAGGGGGUAUGGGUGGAGGAAAGUAGCUGUCCUGGUCGUUGAAACAUUUUGUUAUCAUCAGGAGACAUGCCUUGUGUGAGGCAUGUCUCACACAAUCUUUUGGGGAUUAUAAACCCAAAAUGUGUUGUAGAAUACAUUUGGUUCACAUUUUCACAGUUUUGCCUCAGAACCACAACUGUUCCAUAUUGACUCCUCCAAGUACUGCAGAGUGUCCGAUGAAAUAUUGUGAUGUACAAACCCUUUACAAUACCACUUUCUACUUUUCUAAAUACAUGAAUUCAGGGAAACCAAAGCAAACUAUUUUUUUAAAUGUCUUCAAAAUAAGUGCAGUGUAGGAGGGUGUUUUAAAUAGUUAUUUGUUAAAAUAAAAAGUAUUGACAAAUAAGGAUCUAAAUUUCCUUGGUAUUUUGGUUGAAAGUUGUAUAGGUCGGUGAUCGCUUCACGUGAAUACUGUAUGUCGUCAUAACACGCGCCACAACAUCAGGGAGACAAGUAACAACAUUGACAUGCAGACGCCGUGUUGACCUUUGGAUAGUACGACAACGUCACCAUAAUGGAGGCCCAGACUGGCCUGUUAACGAGUGAACUGCGGUUUUUUCCUGUACGAGAUGGUUAAGUUCUCAACCGAUUUCAAGGAGUCGUUUACAUUUAACAGUUUAUGAUCUACAUGGAGUAAUAAAACAUUGGGUAAAACAGCUAUUGGUAUGCGAAAAUGAUGUGCACGCACCUCUUCAGCCUGUUGAGACACACAGUCCUCCCGGAGCUUAGAACCGCGUCACUGCGACUAGACCCAGUCUCAUGACACCUUAGAUGACUGCAGUGUAUUUUGAGAACGUUUUGAUGCUUUUCACAGCUAACUAUCCAAAGCAACAGGGGCUUGAGCAGCCCUAUUUGCAGUCAGUUCAUGUAAUUUGUGUACAUUUUUGGGUGAAAAACUAUUUUGCCCCUGGUGUAUGCUUGAAGGACCAACAUAACAUUUUCAUAUACUGAAAAAAGUAACAACCAUCAGACUUGUGAAUGGUAUUUGAAUUCCAAAGCAUGUUGUGCUAUUGGUCGAUUCCAUGUAAAACUAGGGUUUGGCCAAAUAACUGCCCAGCCCUACAUUCAAAUAAAGUGUGUGGGGCACUUCUGAAGAUCUGCACGAGCUCGGAUGGAGAAGUUUAAACCAGGCUUUAUAGUUGUAGUCGGUCUGCCCAGUCGGUCUGAACAUUCACACCUUGUGGUCACGUAUCAUACCACCAGGUGCGAGUUUGAUUAGCCGGUACUAGCCGUUUUGAAAAUCGGCCUCUUCCGACAUCACAGGAGGGCAUGUCCACCUAGUUGUAUGACGGAUAUAUGAGCAACAUUUUCUACAGUCCACUGGGUAGGCUGGUAGACUGAUCUAUCCAGGGCACAUCUAGUUGGAUACGCCCGGUUGUGAUGCAGGCUCAUCACACUCACACCUGGUGGUCUAAUAUGGGACCUCUCAAGUCAUCCCGACCCUGAAGGACACGAGACCCAUGACCGUACUCUUGUGUCGCAGCCUCUCAGGUCCUACCAGGCCGCAGCACACCAGAGCUCCUGUGGUCAUGAGGACUUCAACCGGUUUAUUGAUAACCAUAUACUUUGAAACACUGAAAACAUGUCUGAAAGAACACUUGGAGGGCAAGCCGCUGCUGUGAACGUUCCCACACAGCUACUUGUUCAGUUCUACCUUACAUUGUCAAUGUAGUGGACAGAGACCGACAGCAUCACACCUCUCGAAUAUUUAGGGGUCUCACAAAAAUCACAAAGCUGUCGUGAAGGGCAUCGCAACUAAUGGAAUAGGACGGCCCUCCUGGGCGACCUAUCAGAAAGAGACCUCAACAAUAGUUGGCCUAUCAGAAAGAGACCUCAACACUGGUUGGCCUAUCAGAAAGAGACCUCAAUACUGGUUGGCCUAUCAGUAGGAGACCUCCACACUGGUUGAAGGCGAGUGACUCAGCAGCCCCGGAUGCCUAUCUGCUACAGUCUGAAUGCGAUCUGUAUUUACAUCUAGGUUGUUUUCUAUCAUCAUUGUUUGUUUAUGAAAUGUAUCUGUUAAAGUGAGUGUGUGACAACUCCAUUUGUAGGUGAAUGAUGCUGGUACUUAACCAGAAUUUGGUCAUGACUUUAAGCUGAACGAAUGCGGACUCGGUUUACUGAACAAAACUGAACGAUACCCACAUCUCAAAGAUGGUGCCAUGAAAUAAACACAUCAACGUAUGAACACAUGCUCUGCUAAAGCUCUAAAGGCUCCUCUCAGCUCUGGAGGUGGAGCUGAGAAGGUUUGAGGUCAAUGUGCUCCAGAAGGGUCACAGUUUCGUGGCCUCUGAGUGCAUCUCAGGAAUGAGACCAGAGGGGACGAAAGUCAAACGGAGGACCGGACGUUGUAGUGUGUCUCCAGGCCUGACCCAACAGGCGGGGUCCGGUUGGGGUUCAGGUCUGACUUUAACUACUGCUCGACAAAGCAAACGGCAACAAGGGUCUGGAAGAGAGAGCUACGUUCUCUUAUUCUGUAUACGACAAGACUCACUCUGGAGCGUAAUCAAUAAUAAAUAACUCAAACGUCUCAUGGACUCAUCAUCAACCUGUAUGGUUAAUCAUUUGAUUGAUCCUGCCAAGUAUCACCAUCUGCUACAAUGGGAGUUAACAGAACUUGGCGUUUGAUUUUAUACCAUUGAAUAAAAAAGUGCUUUGCUACACGGAUGAUAGUGUCCAAUAUCUGAGAGGUUGUCACUCAGCUGAUGAGAAACCGUUUGGUCACACUGGUGAUUCUACAGCUCAUCCAGCCGUGCGGUCACUCAAAGCAGAAAUGUACAUUUGUGGGAUUGUUAUGCCAUCUCUGUUCGUGCUCGUGACUUUGCAGCCAUGAUAGUGUUUGUACUAUUGGGGCCAGUAUUCAUUCAUAUUGAUAAAUCCUAUACAGUCUCGGUUUAUCUUGUAGUUGUUUUGCAUCCCAGAGGCAAGAUAGUGGAUUUCCGGUCCAAUCUGUGGCCAUAACUGCCAUGAACACCGCCGGUUAUGGAU